Molecule: messenger RNA, 1215 nt
Organism: Sungouiella intermedia
Lineage: Eukaryota; Fungi; Ascomycota; Pichiomycetes; Serinales; Metschnikowiaceae
Source: the annotation of a GenBank genome assembly
AUGAUCGAAAAGACUGGUCAGCUCAUUGCUGCCUUCUCCUUCCUCGCUUUUGUACUCAACAUUCCUCCAUCAUGCUAUCAUAUUGGCAAAGGUAAUAUUCCGGCAUCCAGCUUGAUCUUAUGGCUCAGUUACAACAACUUAACGUCGUUUAUCAAUGCUUUAAUCUGGAGUGGAAAUGAUUUUUAUUCCUCUCCUAAUGCCCCAGGCUAUUGUGACUUGACAGUAAGAAUUAGCACCGGGUCGUCGACGGGUAAGAUAUGUUGUCUUGCAUGCUUGAUUAUGAAUUUGUACUUCAUCAUCGAUGCUGAACACAACAAGUUUCUCGACUCGGGUUCCAAGAGACGUACGUACAUCAACUUGGCAAUUUGCUGGUUAACCCCGGUGUGUAUAAUGGGAACAAGUUUGGUUGUUCAGAGUUCACGAUACGUGAUAGUCAAGUACCGUGGUUGUGUUGCCCCAUACAGCAUCACUUAUGCAUCAGUGCUUCUUGUCACCAUGUGGAUCUUGAUAUGGAGCUUUGUAGCAACAGUUUUUGCAACAUUAACUGUGUGGACUUACCUCCGCAAAAGAAGAGAUAUUAAGGACAUCUUGAAGUGCACCAACUCUGGCUUAAACAUCAGACGUUUUGCUCGCUUGCUUAUUUUCAGCUUGCUCAUUAUGUUCGUGUUGUGUCCAUUUGCCAUUUUCAAUUUUGUCAACGAUGUUCGUGAGUAUGGCAUUUCCAGUUUCAGUUUCUCCGAAACCCACAAUGAGUUGUGGAAUCAUAUUUACAAGCUCGAAUUCGGAAACUAUGGUCUCUCGUCGAGAAUCGUGGACAUUGUGUUGUCUGUGAUCACCUUCAUGUUGUUUGGUAUGGGCACAGAUGCCAUUGAAAUGUAUCGUAAAGCAUUGAUAAGGAUUGGGUUCACCAGUCUCAGAAAGACUGCACCAGAUGUGAUAGCUAUGUCUAGCGAAUUCAAAGAGAGCCGUCACAGUACCAGAGCUACUCAAAAAACUGGACAAAGUGAGGAAACGGCUAAUACCACUUUUGAAUUCUCCAAAUACAAAGGUUUGUUUGACCCUUCUGCCUCAAUAAGCCUGGCUAGAACUCUCUCCAAGUCAGCUGUUGCUUAUGCUGAGACGAUCGUGGAUCCAGAUGACUUGGAUCGUUGUCUCGGAUGCACUUCGGAAAGCAGCCUGAACCUUCGCUUUGAUUUCAACGUUCAACGCCACUAA